Diatraea saccharalis (sugarcane borer) is the source of this 1574-nucleotide messenger RNA. The record is from the annotation of a GenBank genome assembly. Lineage: Eukaryota; Metazoa; Arthropoda; Insecta; Lepidoptera; Crambidae.
UGUGGCUUUAAGGUCUAUGGUAUUAUUUAUUAUCUAUGAGUCUUUGGUUGCUGUAGGAGCAUAGAAUAAUAGUCGUCGACGUAUAGAAAAAGAAAUAAGUUUUUUCACAUUUUUUAAUUCUAAUUUAAUGCAUUUCUCCUGAAAACAAUAUUAUUUUACGGAAUACAAAUGAUGAGCGAAUAUAAAAUAUCACAUAAAGCUAAGAAGCGGAUUAAAGAAGUCAAAAGAAAAGCUCGUCCAGAAUUAACUAAUAAGCAGCAAUGGACUGCUUUGAAAUAUGCUGAAAACUUUGAAGAAUUUUUGAAAUGUAAUGAUAAUGUUGAAAGAGUAGAUAAUAACAAAGUAUCACCAGAGGAGUUUAUCGAAAAAUAUGAAAAAAUAUUUAGACCUGUGGUUAUAACAAAUGUACAGACUAGUUGGAAAGCUAACCAUAAAUGGACUUUAGAUAGAUUAGCCAAAAAAUAUCGAAACCAAAAAUUUAAGUGUGGUGAAGAUAAUGAGGGUUAUAGUGUUAAGAUGAAAAUGAAGUAUUAUGUAACUUAUAUGAGGACAACGACUGAUGACAGUCCACUUUAUAUUUUUGAUAGUAGUUUUGGGGAACAUCCAAGAAGAAAAAAACUAUUGGAAGAUUAUGAAGUUCCUAAAUAUUUUAGAGAUGAUUUAUUUAAAUAUUGCGGCAAUGAAAGGAGGCCUCCAUACCGUUGGUUUGUGAUGGGUCCACAACGUUCUGGAACUGGAAUCCAUAUAGAUCCAUUGGGCACUGGUGCCUGGAAUGCCUUAGUGUUUGGUCACAAAAGAUGGUGCUUAUUCCCAACACAAACUCCUAAAGAAUUGAUCAAAGUUACUGGGGCAAUGGGAGGUAAACAGAGAGAUGAAGCCAUUACUUGGUUUAAACUUAUUUAUCCUAAAACACAGUUGGAGUCAUGGCCACAGGAAUACAAACCGGUGGAAAUUCUUCAAAAACCAGGAGAGACUGUUUUCGUGCCAGGCGGGUGGUGGCAUGUGGUAUUAAAUCUAGAUGAAACCGUAGCUGUUACUCAGAAUUUCUGCAGCCGUACCAACUUUCCAAUUGUUUGGCAUAAGACUGUACGUGGCCGACCCAAACUUUCAAAGAAAUGGAUUAAGGUAUUAGAAGCCAAAGAUCCAGAUCUAUACAAGAUAGCUAGCAGCAUGGAUAUCAACCAAAGUACAGGUGUGGCCUCUGACAGCUCAUCAAGCAGUAGUUCUUCUAGCAGUGAUAGUGAAAGCAGCUCCUCUGAUAGCUCCAGUGAAGAAGAUAGUGGUCAAGAAAGCAUCUCAGCCCACAAGAAAAAGAAAAGAAGGAAAGUAGAUACAGAAUAAAGUAUUUGUUGGUAUGUAAAAAGUGAAAAUUUUGAUAAGAAAUUUAUUGUUAGUUUCUUAUGAAAAAAAAGGUGAAAAAAUAUCAUAUUGUGUAAGCCUUACCCAUUUUGUAUUAUUAGAUUUAAUUGACAAAUUAAUUUUUAUUCAUUGUUAUUAUAGCAAAACAUGAAUAAAAUCAUUACCUUUUUCUUAUGUUAUGAUAUAAACCUUUCACUUUCUUUAAAGUAUUAUUA